UGUAGCAUUUUAGACUUUCAUUUUUUAAAAUUAUCCUCUCUAUUUUUUUUUCUUUCUUCCACGGCCCAGCUCCUCUAGCACUGCCCUUUCUCGUUCUAUGGAGCAAUUUCUUCUUUCUUAGACGGUCCAGCGACGCACAGACGCCGUUCUUCCUCUCCCGAUCCGCGUUCCAGGCACUUCCCCAGCGGCUUUUCUUCUUCCAACUCCCGGUAUUAUUGAUUGGAAGCAGAUAUUAGAUGAUGGCCAAAGAAGACAAUCAGUCUCGAAGAGAACGCAGGAAGGAAGCUCGGUUAUCAAAGAACAAGAAGAAAUUUGAUUCGUGGCUCCAACAUCAUAAAAAAUCAUUGAAACAUGAAAAGAUUGAACAGGGGUUGAUUGUCCCAAAGAAUAGUAUGGAUUUGCUCAAGGACUUUGAUAUUGGACCAGGAUAUGACAUUGAUUCUUCCCCUGCAGUGGAAAGCUCUAAGGCUCAAAAAAACAAACUAAAAAGGAAAUGUGACUUAUUAAGUUCAAACACAAAUGUCAAUGAAUGUGUGGCAAUGAAUAUGAAGGGAGGGGUUACUUUUGCAGAAGAUCAUAUGGUAUCAAAAAGGACAUUUGAAAAGAAACCCAAAAAGAAGCGUGUCAAAAUGGGUAGUGGUGGUGAUAUUAGUGUAGCCGGUCAAAUAGAAGAGUUUCCAAAGGGUACAAAGAGUCACUCUUCAGGCAAGAUAGGCACAAAGAAGAAACAAUCUUCAGAUGCGAAUGUAGUGGAUGAACUACCUGGCAGAAGGGUUAAAAAAUCUGUUCCUCUGCCGUCAAAGGAGUUAGCUAAGAAAAAUAGAAAUAAAACAAGGUUUGAAGAGUUGUUUGAUUCUGAAAAUGGUGUUAUUCCAGCUGAAGAGGAUCUGGAUUUGGAAAAAAAGCUUGCGAAGAAACUGAAGGUGAAGGGAGGGAAAUUAAAAGGAGAUGAUGACGGCAUUAAUAUGUUAUUUGAUGAUAUUCCUUCUGUUCUUGACCUGAUUGAGGAUGAAAAGCUCCAAAGUGCAGAAAAAAGUGAUAUGAAGAUCCUAGACAAAACGUUGCAUAAAAAAUCUAAAAACUUGAAGUCAAUCAAACAAAAGCAGUUCAUAGAAGGAGAGCAAGAGCAGGAUCAACAGUUUGUAAAUCCAACUGACAGAGCUUAUGAAGCAUCUUCCCCACCAGUAACUUCUGGUACUAAUGUGGAACCGGGAAAACUGUCUGCUCAGUCUGCACUUGUAGGAAACAUGAAAUAUAUUGCUCCUCACAAAAGAUUUCAAAUGGGAAGCGAAUCACAAGACAGUGCUCAAAUUCGCAAACAAGUCCGAGGUCUCUUGAAUAGGCUAUCAGAAUCAAAUGUGGAAUCAAUCACAGGUGAAGUGUCUACAAUCGUCCAUACCGCUGGUCGCUCUCUUUGUUCAUCCAUUAUAUCUGAAGAGGUUUUGGCUUCAUGUUCGGGAGGUCCACGUGGCAAUGAACAAUAUGCAGCAGUCUUUGCAGCUUUUGUCGCUGGCAUGUCUUGCUUAGUUGGUAUUGACUUUGGUGCCAAGAUUCUAGCUUCACUGGCAAAAACAUUUGAGGAAGAGUACUUAAAAGAGGACAUGUCAUUGAGGAAUCUGACUCUUCUGCUUUCAUACUUAUACAUAUUUGGAGUUUUCUCUAGUGAUUUAAUAUAUGAUUUCUUGGUAAUGCUGAGUAAGAGAUUGACAGAGGCCGAUGUUGCUACAAUUUUGUCUGUCCUACAAUGCUGUGGGAUGAAAUUGAGAGGGGAUGAUCCUAUUGCUAUGAAGAAUUUUAUAAUGAGCAUUCAGAACAGGGUUAAUGAAUUGAAGACCUUGCCUACAGAUGCACAAUCAAAUCAUAACAGCAAAAGGAUGGAAUUCAUGCUUCAGACAAUAUGUGAAAUAAAAAACAACAAAAAGAAGCCCAAGGAGGAAACUGUGCAGCUUACUCGAAUAAAAAAAUGGCUACAGAAGCUGAGAGUGGAUGAUAUUAUACUCCGGGGAUUAAAGUGGUGCAAGCUUAUAGAUCCAGACAAGAGAGGUCAGUGGUGGUUGUCUGGGGAUGUGAAUGUAAAUUCUGUUCAAAAUAAUGUUAGGGAGGUUGCAAAAACAAUUGACAUGGAGGUCCUUGAGGCUCAAAGAAUGCUAGAGCUUGCUGCCGGACAGAGGAUGAACACAGAUGCAAGAAGAGCAAUUUUCUGUGUAAUAAUGAGUGGAGAGGAUUACAUUGAUGCAUUUGAGAAGCUUCUAAGAUUGGAUUUGCCUGGGAAGCAGGAUAGGGAGAUCAUGCGUGUUCUUGUGGAGUGCUGCUUGCAGGAGAAAGUGUUCAAUAAGUACUACUGUGCAUUAGCCUCUAAGUUAUGCAGCCACGAUAAAAACCACAAGUUCACUCUGCAGUAUUGCCUUUGGGACCAUUUCAAGGAACUGGAAUCAAUGCAGCUGAUGAGAUCGAUGCACCUCUCAAGAUUCAUUGCAGAGAUGCUUUCCUCUUUUACCCUUUCGCUUUCAGUCCUAAAGGCAGUUGAUUUUGGUGAUAUUACGCAAUUAACCCCGAAAAAGAUCAUGCACUUCCGGAUGCUUUUUGAAGCCAUAUUUGAGUUCCCGGAGGAACGUGUAUGGAACAUAUUCACCCGGAUAGCCAUGCCGGAGUAUGAGACGCUUUGUAAUGGGAUUGCCAUAUUUAUAAGGGAGUAUGUUGCAAGUGGUGGUCAGAAGAAGUCUUUGGCUGGUAAAUUCAAGAUUGCCAAGAAGGCCAUGAACAAUGUUGAAGGGGUAUUGAUGUGAGACUUGGUUUUGGUGCUUCUUUUUGUAGGGUGAGAUGAUAAAUAUUUAAUACCAAGUUGCUUAGGUUUUUUUCCCUAAUGCUACACAACAACUUUGAGGUUUUUACUUGUUUUUUGUGUUCAAGGAUUUUGUGCAUUGUCCUAGUGAAUACAACUAUGUUUUAUGGAGUAUCUAAUAUAAGGUACUUAAGGGA
Molecule: messenger RNA, 2979 nt
Organism: Cuscuta campestris
Lineage: Eukaryota; Viridiplantae; Streptophyta; Magnoliopsida; Solanales; Convolvulaceae
Source: the annotation of a GenBank genome assembly